UUGAGCCUGUCAUUUUCUCCCAAAGUUCAGAAACUCAGGCUUGUGUGGGCCCAUUUGUCUGUUUCAGGAAUCAAACUGUCUCGGUUUUGUAACCUGUGGCUUGAAGUGGGUAGAAACAUUAAGAUCCAUUUCUAGGACGUUAACACCCAUACCCUCACCCUUAGAAUUGUUUGUAAAGACAUUAGCACACAUCUUUCCUACCAUAGCUAAUCCCUCCCUUUGUGAUCCCUGCUCCCGUCAGGGGAGCCUUAAGGGAACCGAGCCCCUGGGACCCGGUGGGAGCUGCCGGGUGUCGGGGGAACCGGGCACCUGCUGAGCUGCGGCUCUUUGAACUGGGCGGGCGCCGCGUGGGGGGCUGCGUGCAGGCCACGGGCCUUUUUAAAUUACAUUCUUGGAGAAUAAACACCACCCGAGCUGCGUGGGGGCCCGAGUAAAAAUGCCUCUUAGCACCAGGUGGCUGCCUGUUCUUACGGGGCCGAGCUAGGGGAAGGACAAUGGCGGGGUGGGCCUACAGCUCCCGGCACGCCGCGGGGCCGGAACUGCCGGUCCUGGCGUGCCCUGACUAGCGGCGGUGCGGGUGCUGGUCGCGGCUGUGCCAGCUCCGAUGGCGGCGGUGCCGCCGCCGGUCUACGUAUACAGCCCGGAGUACGUGACCCUCUGCGACUCCCUCUGCAAAGUGCCCAAGCGGGCCAGCAUGGUGCAUUCACUGAUUGAAGCGUAUUCCUUGCUUGGCCAGAUGAAGAUAGUCAAGCCAAAAGUGGCGUCCAUGGAGGAAAUGGCGAGUUUCCACACAGAUGCUUACCUGCAGCACCUGCAGAAGGUCAGUGAGGAGGGGGAUGAUGACCACCCGGAGUCUGUGGAGUAUGGACUGGGUUACGACUGUCCAGCCACUGAAGGGAUCUUUGAGUAUGCAGCGGCUGUGGGAGGAGCCACCAUCACUGCAGCUCAGUGCCUGCUGGAUGGCAAGUGCAAAGUAGCAAUUAACUGGCCUGGAGGGUGGCAUCAUGCAAAGAAGGAUGAAGCUUCUGGUUUCUGUUAUGUGAAUGACGCUGUUUUGGGGAUCCUGCGACUACGCCAGAAAUUUGACCGCGUCCUUUAUAUCGAUUUGGAUUUGCAUCAUGGGGAUGGAGUUGAGGAUGCCUUUAGUUUCACCUCAAAAGUCUUGACUGUUUCUCUGCACAAAUUUUCACCAGGAUUUUUCCCAGGCACUGGUGAUGUGACAGAUGUUGGCCUGGGAAAAGGUCGCUAUUACAGUGUGAAUGUGCCCAUUCAAGAUGGCAUUCAGGAUGAAAAAUAUUACCAGAUCUGUGAAUCAGUGCUGAAGGAGGUGUAUGCUGCCUUCAACCCCGAUGCAGUUGUGCUGCAGCUGGGGGCGGACACCAUUGCUGGAGACCCCAUGUGCUCUUUCAACAUGACACCCGAGGGAGUGGGGAAGUGCCUCAAGUAUGUCCUGCAGUGGCAGCUAGCAACUCUUGUCCUGGGAGGAGGAGGUUACAACCUUGCCAACACUGCUCGCUGCUGGACAUACUUGACUGGGGUCAUCCUUGGGAGAACACUGUCCUCAGAGAUCCCUGAUCAUGAGUUCUUCACAGAGUAUGGUCCUGAUUACGUGCUGGAGAUCACACCAAGCUGCAGACCAGACCGCAAUGAGCCACAGAGAAUUCAAGAAAUUCUGAACUCUAUCAAAGGGAAUCUGAAGCACGUUGUUUAGCAGAAAAGGAAGGCUCAGGCAAGAGCAUUUCCUGUGGGGAAGACAGCAUAUUUAUGUGAACAUCUGGUGAAAUUUGUGACUGCAGGGAAACUUUCGAAGAAAGUACUGUUGGUUGGUUAAUUUUUUUUUUCCUCUUUAAAGAAGAAAAGCUACCGUAUGCUACAAGCACUGUGGCUCCCCCAGGCAGGAGUGUGGGCCCUCCAGCCGUAGCCUUCCAGUGCUGGCAGAGCCUCCCUUGCUCCUUUCCCCUUCCUAUUUUAACACCACAGUUUGUUCUCACAACUGCUUUUAAAUGUAUUUUAAGAGAGGAGCUGCUCAGAGCUGUGAGCCCUCCCCAGCUGGAGCCCAGUGCUGUGUUAGCUACCCAGCAGGGCCACAGCCUCAGAGCUGCCCACUCGGGAAGUAGAGCCUGUGGGCUACCCUGGUUCUCUCUUACCCACAGAAAGGCACAGCCAUUGUGUUUUUAACUGGGAAUUUUUAAAAAAUAAAAUACUUGAAGUAC
This is a messenger RNA of Onychostruthus taczanowskii (white-rumped snowfinch), 2213 nucleotides long. It is a transcript of the gene HDAC8, whose product is annotated as histone deacetylase 8. NCBI's taxonomy places the organism in Eukaryota, Metazoa, Chordata, Aves, Passeriformes, Passeridae. The coding region runs from base 605 to 1711 and encodes 368 amino acids. Gene Ontology annotation, molecular function: histone deacetylase activity. The transcript is spliced from 11 exons. The record is from RefSeq and is a predicted model, not a curated record.